AUGGUAUUGUCAUAUUUUCCUAAAGUAGUUUCGCAUUAUUGGAGCACUAAGCCAUUAAUACGAUUUCGUAUGAACGAAACUGCGUUCAAUAAUGUAACUCAAAUGUUUCGUGCACCAGUCGUUGAUAUUUCUCGUCCUUUGGUCACUUUGAAAGAGCCGAUUAAACAUGUCUUCGUCAUUAUUUUAGAAUCAAUUCGUGCUGAUACUUUACCAUUAAACAGAAAUCUGGCCAAAGCUGUAAAAUCUACUUUCACAUCUGAUGCAACUGCUACCAAGGUGACACCACUUCUCAAUUCACUUUGGACAAAUUCUGUUCGUACAGUUGCAUCAGUUACAUCAUCGUAUACAUUAAAAAGUCUUGUCAGUAUUUUUUGUGGUAUCUAUCCUCUAAAUGUUAAUUUUCUCAAAGAAGCAAAUGCGGAGAAUUUCUUAUAUGAAAAAUGUUUACCUGAAUUACUUCGUGAAACUUUUCGAACGACAAACAAUCAAUCAGCCUUUCGUUCAGCAUUUUUCACGGCAGCUCGUGAUGAUUUCGAUCAUCAGCGUGAUUUAUUUAACAAACUUAAAUUUGAUACCACUAUUAAUGGUUUCAAUAUUUAUGAACAAGUAGGCAAUGUUCCCGAUCUUGGAAUGUUUGGUCCUGCUGAUCCAUAUAUCUUACCUCUAAUGUGGAAAUGGAUUGAUAAUAAUUUGGCAGACAAAGAAACAAAUCAUAUGAUGAUGAGCUUACUAGUUACAGGAACACAUGAACCUUUUCCAAUACCAACUGAUUGGCCAGCUGAUGACUAUCGCAUUUAUAUUGAUGAUCCAUCCGUUAAUAGUUAUCUGAAUACCUUGCAUGCAACUGAUGACUUUUUGAAAGAAAUCAUCGAUGGUUUCAAAUUACGCAAAUUGUAUAAUGAAACACUUUUCGUUAUAACGAGUGAUCAUGGAUAUGUAUUUCAUGAUUAUGAGAGAGAGAUGCUCGGAUUACUGAGUACUCCUCUGGAAUGCGCAUUUUCAGUUCCUUUGAUGUUAUACAAUCCACAUCUUGAAGCUAAACAGCUUCAUGGUCAAUUUACUAAUAUGGAUGUAUUACCAACUAUUAUGGAUAUAUUGUUAUCGUCGAUAAGACCUACUCAUCAAUCAACGAAUCAACUAUUAUCAGUACCAUGUGACCAAGUACAAUCGAUAUUAUCUCGAUAUGAAGGAACAUCAAUUCUACGAAUGCCAGUUGAGAAACAACCUGUUCGAUAUACAUUUCAUUUGGCAAAUCCUGGUAAUUCUUAUAUUAUUGUUAAAGAAUAUCCAAAAAAACUUACGUAUGAUGUUGCAAACGAUGAAGUUCAUUUGUAUCAUCUUGCACAUGAUCCCUUUGAAUUAGUUGAUUUAAUCAGUCUCAAUUCUGAAAUCACAGCUUCACAUCCACCAUGGGUCAAUGUAAUGUAUGACACACAUUCGAUGCAAACAUGGAAAGGGCGUUGGACCAAUGAUUACCCGAACAUUACAACUCAUUAUGAACUUUUAUUGAAAAAUAAAAGCUUUUUACCGUUAUCAACAUCGGAUGAUAUGAACAAUAGCAAAGUGCAGUUGAAAGAUAUGUUAGAUUGGGCAGAUCAGACUUUGGACUUGGCUCGUUUUUGGAAAAAUCUUGUGAAACAGCGGUACCAUUAUGAAAGUGAAAUAUCCAAUUAUAAUAUAACUUAG
Molecule: messenger RNA, 1686 nt
Organism: Rotaria sp. Silwood1
Lineage: Eukaryota; Metazoa; Rotifera; Eurotatoria; Philodinida; Philodinidae
Source: the annotation of a GenBank genome assembly